AUGAAGCCAAAUGGUAACUAUAGCUUAUCUAAUUUCACCGAAACAGACCUUAUAGAAGCUUACAUGUUUAGCAAGCCUUCUAUAUCCUGCAAAAUUUUACUUGCCAAUCCUAAAUUAUUCAACAAGACACACGAAAAGGUGAAAAAUAUUUAGGUAAACGCUUCAAUCUUAUUUCGAGCGGUCUUAGAAGAAAACAUAAAACUCGUAAAUUUUUUACUCUCUAAAGGUGUAAAUCCCAAUAUUACUAACAAUAUAGGAGAAACACCCUUACACCAUGCUGCUGAUAACUCUUUAUUAGAGAUUGCUACAAAUCUGAUACAUUAUAGCGCGGAUCCCAAUAGUGAAACUAUUGAUGGUGAAACGCCCUUGCAUAAUGCAGCGUUUAGAGGUGACAAAAAUAUGGUCGAGUUGUUGCUUUUGUGCAGUUCUGAUCCAAAUAAGAAAAAUAAUUUUCUUGGCAGGACCCCACUUCACUAUGCAGCUGAAUGCAAUUCUGCUGACUGCAUUAAAUUACUACUAGAAAGCUUUGCUGAUAAGUCUAUCAAAGAUAACGAUGGAAAUAGUCCAUAUGAUUUAGCUUUUAAUGCAAAAAUAAAAGAGCUACUGGAAAUUGACGACAAAAUCAAGAAAGAAAAUCACACAAAAAUAAAUUCGCUAGCUGAGACAGAUUUGUCAUCAAUUAUAAAAGAGUCGCCUAAUUUAAUACCUGAUCAGGUAGAUGGGUCAGAUUCUGAGGAGAUGCAACUCACAACACAAAGUUCGUUAAAUAAGCUCUAUGAUUUUCUUAGCAGGCAUAAUCUUCAAGAGUAUUUUGAAGUACUGCAAAAUGCAGGAUAUGAUGACUUAGAGCUGAUAUAUCAAAAAACGAGAGGAAAUUCACCAAUUAAUGAGGUCAUUCUUGAAAAUAUAGGGAUAGAGAAGGCUGGACAUAGAAUUAGACUUAUAAUGGCCCUAGAAGAAAACUGCUAUAGGAAUCAAAAGCUUAAUGAUGAUUACAGAGAUAAUAAAAUGAAUGAAGAAAUUUGUAUUUCAGUCCAAGAGUGGUUGAAUAUAAUUAAGCUUUCUUUUUUAGCAGAAAAUUUCAUAAAAGCUGGCUAUGAUGAUAUGGGAUUCUUGAUUAAACAAAUGAGGUCUAAAUAUCAAUUAGGACAUAAAGAACUUGAAAAUAUCGGAGUCGAUAAGUUUGGGUAUAGAUUGAGGAUAUUGGGGAAGCUUUAUGAAGAAUCUGAUGUAAUGCAAGAGACUAUAAGGUGUGAUGAAAAGGUUUGCAAAUCUCGCUGUGCUCUUAUGUAA
This is a messenger RNA of Blepharisma stoltei, 1293 nucleotides long. The record is from the annotation of a GenBank genome assembly. NCBI's taxonomy places the organism in Eukaryota, Ciliophora, Heterotrichea, Heterotrichida, Blepharismidae.